UAAACGCAAACAAAAUACGUCGUCUGUGGAACUACUUGGUUUCUGUAUUUCGAAGUAGACUCAAUCACCAGAAAGUGCUCCUAUCACCAGAAAGUGCUCCUCUUGACGGGUUGAAUAGAUUUUCUUCAAAAUUAAACCGUUACCUCUCUAACCAGUGCUGUGCUUAUUUUUAAUGUAUAUUUCAUGAGACUAUCUCCCAGCAGCCAUGGUUAUUCAACUCUACGCAGCAUUGACUUGAGCGCUGGUGACAAGAGCGACGUAGGUAAAAAGCUAAAUACCCGCCAGCACACCACUUUGAUAUUCACCCUGCGUGACGAGACGUUUCUGCUUUCUAAAAAGGGACAUAGCAACAUUGUUCCUGACACACAUUCCGAUGGAAUUUGUACAGUUACAAGCAUGGCUGCAACAGAAAUGAAAUUCCCUUUAAUGGAAGCACUAACGAGAGAAGUAGACGACGUUGGGGUCUUUUGUUAUUGCAAUGAGUAUUCUAUUUAUAAAUUGAUCUAUAAAGCUGGUCUGGAAUUAGUGGCCUCAAGGGAUACUGGAGUAAAAAAAAUUAGCCACACAUCAUUUUAAUGUUGAGGAUUUGCAGCUUUUGAUACAUCAUCCUAUGGAAAAGGAAAUGCUAUAAAAGUAUUAAUUCAUGUACAAAAACGUGAUAAAAAU
Molecule: messenger RNA, 666 nt
Organism: Ceratitis capitata (Mediterranean fruit fly)
Lineage: Eukaryota; Metazoa; Arthropoda; Insecta; Diptera; Tephritidae
Exons: 3
Coding region: 184-576 (130 amino acids)
Source: RefSeq, a predicted model, not a curated record